GCUAAAGUGCUGCGUAAGAGGUUCGCACUAGCUAGCUAAUAAAGAUGGACAAAUACAAACAUAAAAGUGGUGUUUUGAAGAGAAAGGAGAGAGUUUGUCGUGAAUCAAAAACUACCAAAAAUAGACAGUUUUUCGUGUCAACCUACUGCGCGUGACACCGAUGAGGUCCAGCCACAUGUACUUGCAACUGAGGACAAGACCGCUAUUUUUGAAGGGGCACAGAGGUUAGUGGAAAGAUACAGCGAAGACUUGUCGCCAGCCCUUCCAGGACAACUGAUCGCAUUCCGUGCAGCCUUUCAAACACAGUUCUGGGAUAACAACAGUUCAGGAUCUGGUAAAUUUUUUGAUUGUGGAGAACAACUCUAUCGCAUCCAGCUUCAGCGACAUCUGCACCUCAUUAGUUCUAUUUCUUUCCAUCCCCAGUUACUGUUGCUUCAGCAGAGCGCUCCUUUUCUAAACUGAAGCUAAUAAAAAAUUAUUUGCAGAGCACCAUGGCGCAGAACAGAUUGUCCGGACUUGCCAUUCCGAAACUGAACACCAAAGAUAUUGUGGAUCAAUUUGCCGAACGAAAGGCCUGGAGAGUGCAGCUAUGAGACACUUGGUUUGUGCAUGUCCAGAGAAGGUUGAAACGAACGGGGCGACAGACAGACAGGCUGAGCAGAACAGGCCAAAUGUUCACAGUGUAUCGGUUUCUCCAGCGGCUGAGUCUGUUACAGCUGACCCUCCUGUGGUUAAGCCUGUAGCUGCUGCCUCCUCCAUGCUGGAUCCCGUCAUGACCAAGGGCAAAAGGUCAGUGAAUAUUGACUUUAUAUUAUAGUGAAUAUUGAAUUUCCCUGACACUGAACAGUUUGUUCAUGAUGUUAAAAAGUUAAUGCGGUGUUUGUAAAAACUGAAAUUUAUUGUCUGAAGGCCAUAGUGACCAAAAUUAAAAAAACACUGAAGGUUGUUUAUAGACUGCUUAGCUCUGUUACACUUAACCAAAUGAUUAAUUGCACAGGGUACAGGGCACUUUUAAGAAGAGCAAUGUAAAGCCAUGUAGUGCAUACUGGCAUUUUAAUGCAACUCUUUUAGAUGAUGUUAAUUUUAGAGAAAGUUUUAUUUCCUUUUGGGAUACUUUUAGGCUCCAGAAGCCAGUUUUUACAUCACUGCAAGAUUGGUGGGAUGCGGCAAAAGUGCACAUUCAAAUAUUUUGUCAACAGUACGCUCAUAAUGUGACUAAGGACAUCACCAGAUCACUUAGAGCUCUAGAAAAACAUGCGUUGGGUGAGUUGUUGGACACAACAGUGCAGGGGACGCUGGUCCACUCGCACUUUAAAAGCGCAACAGAGAUGGAUGCGCCUUCCAAGUUCUUCUUUAUUCUUGAGAAAUAAAAUGGACAGAAAAGGUUUAUACAUGCUUUGCAAACAGAUUCAGGGGAGCUUGCAACUGAUCCUACUGAAAUUCGCAAGCAGACAGUCAGCUUCUACUCAAAGCUGUAUGAGAGUGAGCUCACAGCUGUGCCAGAGGUGGAGGAAGAUUUUGUCAGGAAUCUUCCUAAAAUAACUGAGGAGUCAGCUAGGGAGCUGUACAGGGAGCUGACCUUCAAGGAGUUGGAGGUUGCGCUCAACAGCAUGGAGAAUGGGCGGUCACCUGGCUUCAAUGGGUUUUCGGUUGAGUUUUUCAAGGCUUUCUGGUCAGUGAUAGGGCAGGACUUGCUGGAAGUGCUGAGGGCGAGCAUUCAUGAAGGCAGACUGCCUCUGAGUAGCCCCUGAAAGAAAGGCGAUCAGACUGACCUCAGGAACUGGCGCCCUGUCUCCUUACUCUGCACAGACUGUAAGGUGCUCUCAAAAGCAUUAGCAACAAAAAUAGGGAAGGUGAUGGAGCAAAUCAUCCACUUUGACCAGACGUAUUGUGUGCCUGGCAGGCCUAUCCGUGACGACAUACACUUAAUUCGCGACAUUUUGGAUGUCUCUAGGCUAUUGGGGCUGAAGUCUGGUCUUAUUUUUAUGGACCAAGAAAAGGCUUUCGACCGGGUUGAACACCAGUAUUUGUGGAGAGCGAUUUGGGUUCAACUCCGGGUUCAAGGCCAUGAUCCAGGUGCUGUAUAGUGACAUUGAGAGCGUGCUGAAAGUUAACGGUGGUUUAUCUGUACCUUUUAAAGUGCAUACGGGUAUUAGGCAAAGCUGCUCUCUGUCUGGCAUGUUGUACGCCUUAGCCAUAGAACCAUUGCUAUGUCAGAUAAUAAGCAAUAUUACUGGUCUGUCAAUACCAAGGUGUAAUACCCCAUACUGUGUUUCAGCUUAUGCCAAUGAUGUUGUUGUUAUGGUGACUGAACAAAGAGAUAUUGACAUUUUAUCUGACGUCAUAAGAAAGUUUAAUGUGAUAUCUUCUGCAAAAUAAACUGGAACAAAAGUGAAGCCAUUUUAGUUGGGGAUUGGAAAGGUGGGGAACCAUGUCUCCCAGAUAAUUUAACAUGGAAAACAGGUGGUUUUAAAUAUUUAUAUCCAGCAGGACUGUGGCAUUUCAUCUUUGUUAUGUGCGGAAGCUCCUCACUGGCCCAGAGAACCUCUCAUGGAGAGCAGCUGUGAAUGGAAUACUGCACACAGUGGGAGAAUGGGGUCUGGACAGGUCACUGUUUUUAAUGGACUCAAAGCAACUAAACCUAGCUGAAUAACCGGCUUUUUAUCAAGGAGUUUUUAACCACUUCAGAGUGCAGAGGGAGGACUGUUAGUCACUUAGCUGGCUUCUCAAAGAACCUCUCAUUCAUGGCGCUCGGCUGGAUGUCACAAGCAUGAUCUCUGCAGCCUUAACUAGAGCGUUGGUCUCCGCGAGGACUGUGACAUGUGGCAUGCAGCUCAGGAACUACUGCGCUGGGGUGGUCAGCUCUGAGGAGGGUGAGCCCAAUCCAGUCCUACCUAUUGUACCCAAUCUGUCUGAGGUCUCAGGUCCCCUUUUGGGAGAUGGGGAAGGAACAGCUAUUGGCCUUAACACAGCCUCGGGUAAGAGCCUCUACAAACUGUGUGUGAAAGUUUACGCCCUGGCGCAGUGUCCUUGGGCUGAAAGAUGAUGUAAAGCCAGAGUGGCGAACGUUCUACAAACCACCGUUAACGAAAAGAACAGGUGACCUGCAGUGGAGAAUACUACAUGGCACUGUCUCUGUAAACGCUUUUAUCUGUAUUUUAAACCCAGAGGUCACAUGAGUGUCCUUUUUGUUUACAGAGGGAGACAGUAUUUCAUGCUCUUAUGAACUGUUUUGGGCUUAGUCCACUUUUUAGAGUUUUAGCAAGUGUUUUUGAGUGUUUUAAUAUGUUUAUUUCCCCACAGGUUUCAGAAAAGAAAGGUUCAAGUGUCAGCUGGUCAAUUUUAUUCUGGGCCAGGCGAAACUGGCCAUCUACACCAGCAGAAGAAACAAAGUGACACAGAACACACAACAUGAUGUUACUGUAAUUUUACAAAGACUGGUCAAAUCAAGGGUCUUUGUUGAUUUUAGUUUCUAUAAAAGUAUGAAUGACCAUGAAAAGUUCCAGCUGAUGUGGUGUUAUGGGGGAGCCGUGUGCACUGUUUUAAAUGAUGAGCUGCUUUUUGCACCUGAGUUCAAAUGAACAAGUUUAACUUCCUGUCUAUUUUCUCUCUCUCUCUCUCUCUCUCUCUCUCUCUCUCUCCCUCUGUCCUCUCUCUGAAUUUCCAGGAGGACAUGCCAGGAGAGUUCACUUUAUGUGACAUUAACAGAUGAUGCAAGAUUUUAUGCAUUGUGGUGCUGCUACAUGAUUGGCUGAAUGGAUGACUUUAUAAAUGAGUACAUGUACAGGUGUUUCUAUUAAAUUCAACUAUAAUUGGAAAGUAAUUGUAGACACAAGCACACCUCCCCUUAGUGCCAGUCAGAUCACUUUUAUAGCACUGGUCUACUUCCUGCCCAGUUGUUUUCUUUACAUCAGCCAGACUGUCCCAAUGUAUCGCACUUAAACAAAUCACACAGAUUAGGCCCAAUGUUCCGUACAUGUGGUGUAUAGGCCAUGGGAAUAAGAUUACCACCCAUCUCUUACAGUAUAAUACUGGAUUGUAGGUCAGCAUGUAUUGAGACAAUAGUAAUAUCUAUUACUUUUACAUAAUCUAUUAGGGGAAACAUUUUGCUUGAAAAGUGUGCCUUUGGAAUCGUUCAUUAAAAUAAAUGCCACUUGGUUUGAAAUAUUAUUUUCUAAUGUUCUAAAAAAUACAUACAGCUGAAAGUGUGGCUUAAAUGUACACAAACAUUUUGAGGCUUUUGCAAGUUGUAGACUGUAGUGAUGUCAUUUGUCGUGAUGGCAACAAGAAUGUAGUGAUGUAAUACGUCGUGAUGGCAACAAGAAUGUAGUGUUCCGAAUUCUGUUCCGAAUUCUUUAAGCACGACACGUAGGAGAGAAGAGACACACUGCACAUCGAUCUGCUGUACACCGCGACUUUUUGCUAAACUUUAGUAUAAAAUCUGCGACUUUGCCUACUUCUUCUUCUACUUCUUCUUCUGCAGUUCACCUGUUUUUAGCUACCACAUUGUUGGGUAAGUAAAAACAUUUGAGGAAAAAAACUGUAUUUGUGCUUUAGAAGAAAUCUGCUUUCAGAAAUGUGUGUUAAGUGAAGAAAAUCUCAGCCUAAAUCCAAUGAUCAUUGAAAAACAGCUACAUUUCCAGUCCAUUUCUCCUGGCCUGCUUUUCAUUUCAGUCUGAUGUGGAUAUUUACAGAAGAGCAUGGGGGUCAUUUAGGGUUAUUGUACAUUUUGUGACCGAUGUUGACUCAAAUAAAACUGCCAGAAUGUCUGUCGUUGGAUCUUUUUCCAGUUUCUGUAUUUUACCAAACUAUAAGACUUUUUCUUUUCACUCCUCUACAUUAUGAAAAAUCUCCCGUUACUCGUAUUUAAAACCCAGUUGUCCAAUCACAGCCCAGAAAACCGAGCUGCAGCGCGCGCAUGAUUUUUGAACCAACGUAUCUUUUACAUUUCAUUAAAAAUGCAGCGCGCGCACACGUUUCCCUAGAGCAUUAACACUGCAGUGUCCGAGCCUGAAAUACUGUAGCCUACGAUGGAGGAAAACCCUGACCACAUCCCUCUACCCGCACACCCAUGACCAGUGGUCUGACCUGCGGGGUUUGUUUUAAGUAGCUACUCGCUCUGCCUCACUAACACACGAUUUCUUCUUACAAGAAUUAAACAUCAUACUUGAGGAAACAUGUAGAGGUCAGCACGUCCUGGGGUCAUCAUAAUGACCAUUUUCUUUCAUAUCAAUCUAAUGUUGGAUCGGUAGAAUGAAGGAUCUAACACACGAAGAAUGAUUUUUUAUUGUGUAGGGGAAUAAAUCUGUCCUUAUGUUAAAUAGGUCCUGCAUGGCUAGUUAGGCUUUAGUUAGCUAAGUAAGCUAACGUAAUGAGUAACUCUGGAGCAGCAGUCUAUAUUAACAUUACUGAUGUUAUACAGCAACACAAUAACACAACGUUUAUUCUUCAUAUUCACCAAGUAACAUUUCUUCUUCAUAGCUUCUUUCUUUUAAUGUAAAGCAGAAUAAGAUUACUGCACAAAUACCCCAAUUGUCCAUCACACACCAAAGCAUUAGUUACUAAAUACUGAAAUAUUGACUAGUGCUGAAUCUGAACUUUUUUCCUUCUGAAUCUGUAGAGAAGUUUCUGUCAAUCUGCUUAGAUCCUCUCUGGUCAUUUCUUUAAAACUUGUUUAUUCCCAGGACACAGGCGUGUCCAGCACACUUUAGUUUUUCUGUAUGAGUUACCAAGUCAGACUGUCCUGCUAUAGUACUUAAUAUUUUCUUCUGCUGUCAUGUAUAUGUUUUUAUUUUUAAGCAUUUUAUAUAGGAAACAUUUCACAGACCCGGUCAUUAUGUAAUGGUCCUUUUUCUUGUGUAGUGUCCAUGCACAAAUGCCUGUGCCCUGUAAACACUGACACACACACAUUUCAACAUCUGCGUGGUAAAGUGUUUUAUCAGGUUUCAGUUUGUUGUAAAGUCCUGCUAUUUUCCAGCCCCCAUGUUCCCCUUGUGUGCCUUGACUACUCAGAAUAACGUUAAUUGACACCUGUACCAUGUUCACGUCUAAGACCUGGUAUUAACAGGCAUAUGUGAGUAGAGUCUUCUCACAUAAAAUGAAUAGUUAAUUAAAUAAUGUGAUACAGUAGUAGGAAAAUAGCCAUCUGGAUAAAUAAAUGUGAUUUUACAAUCAGAUAUUCCAGAUAUUUUAAACCAUGUAGCCUGUAGUAGGUGAACUCUUAGUUAUUCCAUGCCCACAAGACCGGACAGUGAGAGGAUUUCUUAGGAACCUAGGUUAUACAGAUUUGUAAGAAUAAUUCACUUGCACAUAAAACAGCAGCUGUACUGUCUGUGUGAUGUUUUAUUUUAGCUUCAUAUAUAAUUAGUAGAAUAAGUAAAAACCAAUGAAUUCUUCUUCCUUUCUUUUUAUUUAUGGAACUCCAAAUGAUCCUGUAGAAGAACUAAAGAGCAGCCAUGAGCGACAAGCAACACAACUGCCGUAAGACUUCCACAUGGUCUAAGAAAAAUCAGCCAGACAACGGCCAGAGUCAGGACGUGAAGCCAAAGAGAGUGCGACUCAACCGAAGCCAUCUAUUUCCCCAAGCCAGAAGUCAACUUUCUGAUGUGGGGAAGGAGACCAACAAGACAGAGUCCCCUGCUUCUGAGGAAGCAAAGGAGAUUCCAUCAGCUUCUGUUGUGAGUCCUACACUGAUGAUGGAGAGCUCAGGGAGUGUCUGCUCAGGUGAUGCUGAGCAACCUCCCUGCAGUAGUGUGGAAUUGGUGGAUUCCAGUUUUGAGCCUCAAGUGCCCCAGUCCAAUGAAGAGCGCACUGAUCUCCUACAGAAAGAGUCUCCUGCUUCUGAGGAAGUGCAGGACAUUCCAUCAUCUUCUUGUGUGAGUCCUGCACUGAUGAUGGAGAUCACAGGGAGUGUCUGCUCAGGUGAUGCUGAGCAGCCUCCCUGCAGUAGUGUGGAGUUGGUGGAUUCCAUCUGUGAACAUGAAGUGCCCCAGUCCAGUGGAGAGUGCACUGUUCUCCCAGAGGAAGAGUCUCCUGCUUCUGAGGAAGUGCAGGACAUUCCAUCAUCUGAUGUAAAUACUGGACUGAUGAUGGAGAUCACAGGGAGUGUCUGCUCAGGUGAUGCUGAGCUGCCUCCCUGCAGUAGUGUGGAGUUGGUGGAUUCAAGCUUUGAGUCUGAAGUGCCCCAGUCCAGUGAAGAAUGCAAGAAACAAGAAACACCUUCUGAUUUAAGGCCGGGACUGAAAAGAAAACAUUCAGGGAGUGAUGCUGAGCAACCUCCCUGCAAACGUUUCAAGAAAGAAGAGAAGCCGCAGUCCUGCACUGUUCUCCCAGUCGACGAUGAUGAGAUGGAGUUAUUCGUCAAAGCCCUGGAGGAGCUGAGGCUGGACGACAGUGUGGAGACCCAUUUGGAAACAGCUGAAGAACUGGAAGAAAUUACAACACCUGAUUUGAGACCUGGAGUGAAGAGGAAACACUCAGGGAGUGAUGCUGAGCAACCUCCCUGCAAACGUUUUAAGAAAGAAGAGAAGCCGCAGUCCUGCACUGUUCUCCCAGCCAACGGGUCUCCUGCUUCUGGAGAGAUGACACAAACUCCAUCAGUUAAAUCAAGAUCUGAGAGGAAAAAAAGGGCUCCACUGAAUGUCUUCUCGAGUUUUGAACCUCCCUGCAAUCGUGCUAAGCUUCACCAUGGUUAGCACCGGGGGGACAACAUCCCACCAUUUUCCAGACUCCUGGACCGUCUGUC
Molecule: messenger RNA, 7744 nt
Organism: Hemibagrus wyckioides
Lineage: Eukaryota; Metazoa; Chordata; Actinopteri; Siluriformes; Bagridae
Product: fibrous sheath CABYR-binding protein-like
Exons: 16
Coding region: 6456-7694 (412 amino acids)
Source: RefSeq, a predicted model, not a curated record